This is a messenger RNA of Tarenaya hassleriana, 2260 nucleotides long. Its product is annotated as receptor protein kinase-like protein ZAR1. Gene Ontology annotation, molecular function: ATP binding; protein kinase activity; protein binding. The transcript is spliced from 2 exons. NCBI's taxonomy places the organism in Eukaryota, Viridiplantae, Streptophyta, Magnoliopsida, Brassicales, Cleomaceae. Gene Ontology annotation, biological process: protein phosphorylation. Bases 31 to 2160 code for a protein of 709 amino acids. The record is from RefSeq and is a predicted model, not a curated record.
UUUCCUUCGUCUAUCAGAGGAAACACAGAGAUGAUCAUUCUCUCUCUCCUCCUCCAUCUUCUUCUCCAUCUCCAAAACCCUAGUCUCUCACUCUCUCUCUCCUCAGAUGGAAUCGCUCUACUCUCCCUUAAAUCCUCCGUUGAACAGCCUCCCGCCAGCUCCGCCUUCUCCGACUGGAACGAGAACGACGCCUAUCCUUGCCGGUGGUCCGGCGUCUCCUGUAUGAACGUCUCCGGCUCCGGUGACCCCCGUGUCAUCGGACUCGACGUCUCCGGCAAGGGACUCCGCGGCUACAUUCCCUCCGAGCUCGGCUCCCUCGCCUUUCUCCGCCGUCUCGACCUCCAUGACAACGAGCUCUACGGCUCCAUCCCCACUCAGCUCUUCAACGCUACCUCGCUUUACACCGUGUUUCUGUAUGGCAACAAUCUCUCUGGUCCUCUGCCUCCUUCGACCUUUAGCCUCUCUAGGCUUCAGAAUCUCAAUUUGGCGGGUAAUUCUCUCUCUGGAGCUCUCUCGCCGGAUCUGAGGAACUGCAAGCAGCUGCAGCAGCUGAUUCUCGCUGGUAACAACUUCUCCGACGAGAUUCCGGAGGGAAUCUGGCCGGAAAUGGAAAACCUCGUUCAGCUCGAUCUCUCUUCCAACGAAUUCACCGGCCCAAUCCCUAGCGAUCUGAAUGAGCUCAAAUCUCUCUCCGGUACUCUAAACCUGUCAUUCAAUCAUUUCUCCGGCGAAAUCCCCAAAUCCCUUGGAAAUUUAGCGGUCACAGUCUCUCUCGAUCUCAGGAACAACAAUUUGAGCGGCGAAAUUCCCCAAACUGGAUCGUUUUCCAACCAGGGACCAACCGCAUUCCUCAACAACCCAAAUUUAUGCGGGUUCCCUCUCCAGAAAUACUGCAAGGACGUCGAUAACCAGAGCUCUCCGGGAACUCAGAAAUCGUCCGCAGCCAAAACAGGGCUGGGUGCCGGCUCGAUCGUCUUGAUCUCCGCAGCCGACGCCGGUAGCGUAGCCCUAAUAGGAAUGGUGAUCGUUUACUUGUGCUGGAAGAAAAAAGAGGCCGACGGAGGCUGCAGCUGCACCGGCAACGACAAACUCGGAGGCUUGGAGAAGGGAAAACUCUGCCUAUGCAUCACCGGGCUCCCCAAGGAAGAUGAUUCGGAGAUGGAAGACGACAACGGGAUAUCAUCGUCAUCGCCAAAUCGGAGAGGAGAAGGAGAAUUGGUGGCGAUGGACAAAGGGUUUGCGUGUGAGCUGGAUGAAUUGCUGAGGGCAUCAGCGUAUGUGCUUGGGAAGAGUGAGAUGGGGAUAGUGUACAAGGUGGUGGUCGGCAAUGGUGUUCCAGUGGCCGUGCGGCGGCUCGGGGAAGGAGGAGAGGAGAGGUACAAGGAGUUCGUGACGGAGGUUCAGGCAAUUGGGAGAGUGAAGCAUCCCAAUGUCGUGAAGCUUAGGGCUUAUUAUUGGGCUCCUGAUGAAAAGCUUCUCAUCUGUGACUUCAUCAACAAUGGCAGCCUCGCAAGCGCUCUCAGAGGGAGGAAUGGUCAGCCAUCGGCGAGCAUGACAUGGUCAACGCGUCUGAAGAUAGCGAAAGGAGCCGCGAGAGGAAUAGCAUACCUCCAUGAAUGCAGCUCAAGGAAACUCGUCCAUGGCGACAUCAAACCCUCAAACAUCCUCCUCGACUCCACCUUCAACGCUCUCAUCUCUGAUUUCGGCCUCAACCGCCUCUUCACUAUCACCGCCGCCUCCGGUGGAUCACUUCCGUACACCACAACCUCUUCCAAGUCCUCGGCCGACAGAUCGUACGGAUACAAAGCCCCAGAGGCACGAAUCCCCGGAAACAGACCGACUCAGAAAUGGGACGUGUACUCGUUCGGGGUCGUUUUGUUGGAGCUUUUGACGGGGAAGUCGCCGGAAUCUUCGCCGCCGCCACCGGCAACGAGUACUUCGGCGGUGGAAGUGAAGGAUUUGGUGAAGUGGGUGAGGAAAGGGUUGGAGGAGGAGAAGCCAUUGUCGGAAAUGGUGGAUCCGAUGUUGAUCCAGGAAGUCAACAACAAGAAACAAGCAAUGGCCGUCUUCCACGUGGCGUUGGCUUGCUCCGAAGGCGAUCCCGAAAUACGGCCUCGGAUGAAGAACGUCUCCGACAACCUCGUCAAAAUCUUCAUUUAGCCCAAAAUCAAUUUUCCAUCAAAUUUUUUUAUCAUCAUUACUCGAAAAUUAGGAGUUCACAUUUAAACAAUAAAAAAUAAAAUAUAUGAGUCAAUGAAAA